CAAACUUUUUCUUGCACUUAUACGGGUGAAACCCGCAUUAAACAACUCAAACCGCACGCAAAUUGAACCUCUUAAAAAUCGAACUGUACCGCACCAAUCUAUUCGGUUUCCGCGUAGUUUUGAGCUAUAUUCCCAAAACUAUUCUUUUCACUCGCACAUAUCCGACUGUGAACCUACAGCAAAAGGCAUCGCCGUUUUUAUCUGAAGGAUAGCUUUUCUUGAUUGAAUCAAAAACAAAUACAAAAACAAAAAAAGAAAGAAAAAGAUGAGCAGAUUCAGUAGAUUCGAGCUCGUUAGCCACUCUCCUUCGCACUACCUCAACCAGACCUCCAUUCUCAGACCUCCAAGAACCCUAGCGCUGAACCAUUUCUUCCCAUCUUUCCCCAUUGUUGAGGACGAGCUCGACUGCGCUCUCGGCCUCCUUGACCUCGCCCCAGCCUCUCCCUCCUUGUUCGAUGAAUUUGGUACCAUCACAGAUCUGAUCCAGAUCGACGAAACCCCAUUUCACACCUCCACUCGCCGCGUCACGCGCCGGGCCGGACUGGGCGAUCUGUACCUGCAGGCGCUCAGCGACCGCGUCUCGGCUCUGGAGCUGGAGCUGGGGCUUAGCCGGCUGGCGAGGGAGGAGAAGAGCAAGAAGAAGCAGUACACGUGGACGGCGGAGGUGAAGAGCCCGGAGAACGACCGGAAGUACCAGUGGACGGCUGAGAUCAAUGACGGGAAGAAAGGGCAGGAGAAGAGCUACAAAUUGACGGCUGAGAUCCAUAGGAAGGGCGGGGCCCGCGUCCUGCCGCUCGAGCAGAAGUACACGAUAAAGGUGUCCACUGGUGGUUCGGAGGAGAAGGCGAAGAAGGAGAAGAAGAAGAAGUGUGAGAAGGUCAAGGAGAAGGGUACGAAGACAGUGGGGUCCAGUGCCCGCAUUGUUGAGAUUGAGGAGCCCUCCGAUCAUGGGGGGAUUGUUCUGAGGCAGGUUUUUGCCAAGAGAGUGGAUAAGAGUAAGGGUAAGAGGAAGGAGCUGUCUCCACUAGAUGCAGCUGUUCUUAUUCAGAAGAGUUUUAGGGCUUAUAUCAUUCGGAGGUCUCAGGCCUUACGUUCACUUCGUGAGAUGGCCAUUGCCAAGACCAAGUUGAAGGAGAUCAGGGGUUUUUUCCACAAUUUUUCCUACCGACGCCUUCUGGCCCGUGAUGCUGAAGAACGUCAGAGGUUCUCUGAAAAGAUCAUCGUGUUGCUCCUGACUGUUGAUGCUAUUGAGGGCGCUGAUCUGAUGGUUCGAAGAGCAAAGAAGUCAAUGGUGGAUGAGCUGGAAGCAAUGCUUGACGUGGUGGACCCACAGCCUCACGGGAAAUCCCUAUCCAUUCGAAGGAGAACUUUCGACAUGCCCGAUAAUGCUAUCAAUAAGGAACUUGCUGCUGGUGUUGCUCAGGUGGUUCAGAUGCUGGAUAAUGAGGCAAAUGCCUCUGAAGCUUUCGAAGCAUGCUUGUAAACUUCAGAUUGGAUGUGCUAGCUCUCUUACUCUCGAGGUUCUUUGUUCGCUUAUGCCCUUCUGUUAUAUGUAAACUGAGUUUGAAGAGUCUACUGAUUGUGCUUUUACUUCUAUUUUGCUGUCUCUUUUCGCUGCCCUGACAAGAGAGUGGUUUGAUUUUCUGAUCACACUCUUAUGAGUGUGUGGUUCGAAUGUUUGUUGUGUUGUUUUGUCCUUGCUUCGUGCUUUACUUGUUUGAUCUAAGGUUUUUUCUGUUGUUUAUGACGACCAUCCUUUGUUUCUUAUUCUUAUUUUGUUGGAGACUUGAAUUGUUGAAACUUGUUGCAGUAUGCCCUUUAGUUCUCAUCGAACAAAUCUAUUGAUAUUACCUGCCAUAUCCUGAAAUUUUGUUCACCACUUUUUUAUUUAGGUUUUCCGAUGUAUUUUAUGAAAUAGCUAAAAAAAAUACUAUAAAU
This is a messenger RNA of Striga asiatica, 1938 nucleotides long. The record is from the annotation of a GenBank genome assembly. Lineage: Eukaryota; Viridiplantae; Streptophyta; Magnoliopsida; Lamiales; Orobanchaceae.